Molecule: messenger RNA, 2866 nt
Organism: Nerophis ophidion (straightnose pipefish)
Lineage: Eukaryota; Metazoa; Chordata; Actinopteri; Syngnathiformes; Syngnathidae
Gene: uba2
Product: ubiquitin-like modifier activating enzyme 2
Exons: 17
Coding region: 89-2032 (647 amino acids)
Biological process (GO): protein sumoylation
Cellular component (GO): SUMO activating enzyme complex; cytoplasm
Molecular function (GO): SUMO activating enzyme activity
Source: RefSeq, a predicted model, not a curated record
GGGGCGGGGCCUCACUCCUUCAAAGCUGACCACCAGCGUCCCGGUGCUGCGCUGCAAGGCUCCAGCUUCAGUGCGACCCAUCCUCAACAUGCUCCAACUUGUGGGUGCUCUCCGAAAGGAACUGGCGGACUCCCUCUCGACGUGCAAGGUGCUGGUGGUGGGAGCGGGAGGGAUCGGCUGCGAGCUGCUGAAGAACCUCGUCCUCACCGGAUUCCAAAACAUUGAAGUGAUUGACUUGGACACAAUUGAUGUCAGCAAUCUGAAUCGUCAGUUUCUCUUCCAAAAGAAGCACGUGGGCAAGUCCAAAGCACAAGUGGCUAAAGAGAGUGCCUUGCAGUUCUGCCCCUCUGCAAAUAUCACCGCAUACCAUGACAGCAUCAUGAAUCCUGACUACAAUGUGGAGUUCUUUAAAGAUUUCAUUCUUGUGAUGAACGCUCUGGAUAAUAGAGCGGCCCGUAAUCAUGUAAACAGGAUGUGUUUGGCAGCCGACAUCACUCUAAUAGAGAGCGGUACAGCAGGAUACCUUGGUCAGGUCACAGUCAUCAAGAAGGGAAUGACGGAGUGCUACGAAUGCCAGCCUAAACCCACUCAAAAAACCUUCCCCGGCUGCACUAUCAGAAACACUCCGUCCGAGCCCAUUCACUGCAUAGUCUGGGCAAAGUAUCUCUUCAACCAGUUAUUUGGAGAAGAGGAUGCCGAUCAAGAUGUAUCCCCUGACACGGCAGACCCAGAGGCUGCAUGGAAACCGGAAGAAACAGCAGCCCGUGCCACGGCCGCAGAAAAGGACGGAGGCAUCAUGCGCAUUUCAACUAAGCAAUGGGCCCGCACUAACAAAUAUGACCCCAUCAAACUCUUCAAUAAGCUUUUCAAAGAUGACAUCAUGUACUUAUUAACUAUGGACAAGCUGUGGAAAAAGAGGAAGGCUCCAACACCACUGGACUGGCAGCAGCUGGAGAACACUGUGUGUCCUAAGGAUUCAACAGGCUCAGGUUUAAAAGACCAGCAGGUUCUUGGUGUUUGGGGCUACUGCAAGCUCUUCCAAGAAAGUGUGAAUACUCUCCACUCGCUGUUGGAUGAGAAAGGGGAUGGUGCAGAGCUUGUUUGGGACAAGGACGAUCCUCCUGCCAUGGAUUUUGUUACUGCAGCUGCAAACUUAAGGAUGCACAUUUUCAGCAUGAACAUGAAGAGUCGCUUUGAUGUCAAAUCCAUGGCAGGCAACAUCAUCCCAGCUAUUGCAACCACUAAUGCUGUCAUCGCUGGACUAAUUGUACUGGAGGGCCUCAAGAUUCUGGCAGGAGAACUCGAAUCCUGCCGCACGAUCUUCCUAAACAAGUGCCCGAACCUCAGGAAGAAGUUGCUUGUUCCGUGUGUCCUUGACCCACCCGUGGCCAACUGUUAUGUGUGUGCCAGCAAGCCUGAAGUUACCAUCAAAGUCAAUGUCCAAAAAACAACGGUGCUCUCUUUGCAGGACAAGAUAUUAAAGGAGAGAUUUGGCAUGGUAGCUCCAGAUGUUCAGAUAGAGGAUGGAAAAGGAACCAUCCUCAUCUCCUCAGAGGAGGGAGAGACAGAAGCUAACAACAACAAGUUUCUUUCUGACUUUGGAAUUCGAAAUGGCAGUCGACUACAAUCAGAUGACUUCCUCCAAGACUACACACUCCUCAUUAACGUCUUGCACACUGAAGAAUUAGAGAGGGAUGUCGAGUUUGAAGUAGUUGGUGAAGCUCCAGACAAAGCACCAGAACCCCAGAGUCACAAGGAAGAGGUCAACAGCAUCACCAAUGGCAACAAGGACUCUGCCCAGCCAUCCACUUCCUCCAAAGUCCUGGCAGAUAACGAUGAUGUUAUGAUUGUGGACUCUGACAACGAGGUCGAAGCACCGUCCAGCUCCACAUCAGUAACAAGCAGCACCAAGAGAAAGCAUCCCGAUGCGGAAACGGGCCAGGCUUCUACCAAGCGCCAACGGACAGAUGUGUCAGGUGAUGCAGCGGCUCCCACUGACGACGACGACGAUGACAUCAUUGCUUUGGACUAAACCCACCGCUGGUUUUCUGGUAGCAUCGAGAACUAUUUGAAAACUUGCCAUUUUGUAUGACGACAGACAAACGUAACUUUUCUGAAGAAUUGGUAACUGUUCAAGGUUGUUUUGUGUUGAUCCCACAGCCAGUUGUACUCCUCCUUUCAUACUCCCCUGCCCUCAUCACGUGUAAAUAUAGUUGACAUUUGAAAAUACUCAACUGUUUUGUUAUUGUCCACUUCUAGUAUCUUUGAAAUGCAUUGGUUGAGGGUAUAAACAAAGGCUUUUUGUAUUAUGUUUGCUGUACUUCUCAUACUUAAGCCCGGGGAUGUAUGCUUUGCCAAUUUACAUAAAAAGAUUGAAAUCAAAACAUUUUCUUGUUAUGUAAUGUUUGAAUGAUGAAUUUGACCAAAUACAGACUUGUAUGUCUGGCGGAUGCCUGCCUUUCUCAGUGGAACUCAUUGGCUUUGUCUCUGUCCUGCAUUGGUAUAGCAGAGUGUGUGCCAUGAAUGUAUUAUGUACUACCUACCUAUGCUCUUUACAUCUAACAUGUAGGGCUGCUGUCAUAAAGAUACCAUCUGUAAGGCUUCCUCUUGUGUUUUUAACUCAUCAGGUAUUACAACAAGACUAAAGUGAAUACCCAAAAACUGCCCGUUUUAGUAAUACAAGCUUAGCGAUUAAGUCUAGAUUGUUUCAUAUGAUAUUCUUAGCCUCAUGUGAAGUGAUCCCUUUCCUACUAAGUAGUGCAGAUGGGUGUUCCUCCCCAUUGACCAGUACAAUACUGUAUUUGUGAUCAGAUAUGUUGAAAAGGCCUUGAAAGCCUUUCUGGACCAAUAAAUAAGCAUUUUUUUG